Cooperia oncophora is the source of this 444-nucleotide messenger RNA. NCBI's taxonomy places the organism in Eukaryota, Metazoa, Nematoda, Chromadorea, Rhabditida, Trichostrongylidae. The record is from the annotation of a GenBank genome assembly.
UUGAGAAACCCGUGCUUGAACCAUGGACCGCUUCUCUUUUGCCGUUACACUGACGACUGUCUCAUAAUAUGUGACGACUGUCUCAUAAUAUGCCUUACUCAAGGCGAAGUGGACAUGUGUUUCAACCUUCUGAAUGAGCUGUCGGUCAAUAUCGAAUUCACGAGGGGAAAACCCAUAGAUGGCUUCCAUGUUGGGAAACAUGCGUCAGGAACGAAAUGUACCCAGGCGAACAACAAAAACACUUUGUUCAUUGCUAAGACUGUCAGCAAGGUAUUCUCUGGACUUGAAAAAAGGGAAGCGCUCAGUGUAGUACGCAACAUCGCCUCGUCCAAUGGAUAUCCAAAGUACCGGUCUGUUUCCCGUUCGAAGAAAAAAGCCGCGCGAUUCGCGCAACUCUGCAGAGGUGCUGCUUGUAGAAAACUAGAGAUGCCCCAACCAACUUAA